Molecule: messenger RNA, 201 nt
Organism: Dentiscutata erythropus
Lineage: Eukaryota; Fungi; Glomeromycota; Glomeromycetes; Diversisporales; Gigasporaceae
Source: the annotation of a GenBank genome assembly
AUGAGUUCCGAAGUUUUGGGAUAUACCUCUAAUCUGGUAACCGGAUACGUUGCUGAUCUUAAGGCCAUUCAUAUUUGGAACUGUCGACUAAUGCUAAAAGAACUAAAAAUAGGUAUAUGUGGGAUUGGGGGGGCAACAAUCAUGAUUGCUCUCGGAAUCGCUAUAGCGGAUAAUAUUAGACGCUGCUUCGUGCUUGUUGAA